GGUGCUGCAGCGGGGGUGGGUGCCCGAGGGAGGGGGCAGACCCUGACCCCUCUCCUCCCGAUCUCACCGACAGCAGCAGUUUCCAGCGAGCCAAGUUCUGGGUGAACGAGCUGCAGAACUGCGAGGAGGGCUGCCGGAUCUACCUGUGCGGCACCAAGAGCGACCUGCUGGAGGAGGACAGGAGGAAGAGGGGGGUUGACUUCCACGACGUGCAGGACUACGCUGACGAGAUCAAGGCAGAGCUCUUCGAGACCUCCAGCAAGACGGGCCAGAGCGUGGAUGAGCUGUUCCAGAAGGUGGCCGAAGACUACGUCCAAUUCACCGCCUUCCAGGUGAUGACAGAGGAGAAAGGUGUCGACCUGGGCCAGAGGAGCGGUGCCUACUUCUACAGCUGCUGCCACCACUGAGACCUCCUGCCAAAAGGGAACCGCUGCUGCCAGCCGGCACACACCAGACGACUCCCGUUUUUUUACCUGCUGUGUUUUAGCUGU
This is a messenger RNA of Egretta garzetta (little egret), 491 nucleotides long. It is a transcript of the gene RAB24, whose product is annotated as RAB24, member RAS oncogene family. The transcript is spliced from 5 exons. NCBI's taxonomy places the organism in Eukaryota, Metazoa, Chordata, Aves, Pelecaniformes, Ardeidae. The record is from RefSeq and is a predicted model, not a curated record. The annotation marks the transcript as partial. Gene Ontology annotation, molecular function: GTPase activity; GTP binding.